GAAAGACCAGAGAGAGAGAGAGAGAGAGAGAGAGAUGAGGACCUUCUAGAGCCAUAGUGAUCCUGAGCAGUGCGGAGUCUUCAGCAGCAGCAACAGCAGCAGCAGCGGCGGCGGCGCCAUGAGUCCACUGAACACGGCCAGCAUCACCCUGGCAGCCCUGCUCAUCCUCACCAUACCAGUCUGCACCAGUGCUCCAGCAGAAGUUCAGAAGACCACAACAGAUCAGAGGCCGCUAUUCAGCAAGAUAGAGGCUGUGUGCUCAUCCUACCUCUCUGCAGACCUGGAGCUUUGGGCGUCUGAUGCCUUAGGGGAGCUAUGUGUCAUGAUGCUGGUUCAGAAGUCAAAGGAGCUGAAAUUGCAAGAAAAAAGUAAACGGACCGCUCUGUUGCACCCUCUCCUCCAUCUAUUUUCUCAACUCAGUGCCAGAGGAGAGAGAGGACUCUCGAUGCACGCUGAGGUCCAGGGACCCGGUGGAAUCGAGAGCAGAGGUUACUUCCUCUAUCGGCCACGAAAUGGAAGACGAUCCUUAGAAUACAAGUAAAUUCAAGGCUACGGAUACAGAGACGACACCUGAUAGUGAGACCCGAGCUGCUGAACCAUGACUGAGUGUUCCAGACUGUAACCACAGCCCUAUGCCAGUGCUGUAUAGUGAUGUCUGAAUGUACACAAUGAAUAUAAUUCAAAUAUGAGUAAUUUAUUUUGUGUUAUAUGUUUUUCAUUUGCAUUAAAAUGCUAUAAUG
Messenger RNA from Platichthys flesus (European flounder), 740 nucleotides. It is a transcript of the gene nmu, whose product is annotated as neuromedin U. Gene Ontology annotation, biological process: regulation of smooth muscle contraction. Bases 119 to 541 code for a protein of 140 amino acids. The transcript is spliced from 9 exons. The record is from RefSeq and is a predicted model, not a curated record. Lineage: Eukaryota; Metazoa; Chordata; Actinopteri; Pleuronectiformes; Pleuronectidae. Gene Ontology annotation, molecular function: neuromedin U receptor binding.